Molecule: messenger RNA, 3477 nt
Organism: Cydia pomonella (codling moth)
Lineage: Eukaryota; Metazoa; Arthropoda; Insecta; Lepidoptera; Tortricidae
Product: motile sperm domain-containing protein 2-like
Exons: 1
Coding region: 131-1513 (460 amino acids)
Source: RefSeq, a predicted model, not a curated record
GGCCAAAUGUCAUGUCAUGACAUUUAGUUUAGACUUGCACAUUACAUGGACUGUGUAUCUACCGUUUAGUAAAAUAACAAGAAACUACAAAACUGUGUAUGAAUAUAUGUUACAAUAGUUUUAUAUCGCGAUGGCGACCCCCGCGGACGUGCGAGCCAUUUUCGAGGCCAAGUUAAAAGAAGGAAUACCCAAUCCUCCAGGAGAGUUUCAUCCUUUGGACUUGGAACGGGCAAAGGAUGAUAAAUACUUAACAAGGUUGUUAUUACACCAAGAAAAUGACGCGAAAAUGGCUGCCGAAAUGUUAUGGGACAUUCUUGUUUGGCGGAAAACGAAUAAUGUGAACGAUAUCAAUGAAAACACCGUGAAUAUGGACUAUAUAAAAGAAGGUGCGUUUUUUCCUCAUGGACGCGAUGUAGACGGGAAUUUACUGCUUAUAAUCAAGUCUAAAAUGCACGUGAAAGGUCAAAAAGACUUCGAGGAGCUUAAGAAAGUGAUCAUAUACUGGUUUGAUCGCACAGAAAGAGAGGAACAAGGUAAACCUAUUACUUUAUUCUUUGAUAUGGACGGCUGUGGUCUCGGAAACAUGGACAUGGAGCUUAUUAAGUAUUUAAUUAGUUUGAUGAAGCUGUACUACCCAUAUUUCCUGCAUUAUAUUAUCAUCUACCAAAUGCCUUGGGUCUUGUCUGCUGCGUUCAAGGUUGUGAAAUCGCUGUUACCAGCUAAAGCUGUUGAGCGUAUGAGGUUUUCAACUAAAGACAAUUUGAAGGAUGUUGUGGCUCCUGAGCAGGCGUUGACAUGCUGGGGCGGCAAGGACCCGUAUGUGUUUGAAUUUGUUCCAGAAAACAGAGGUACUAAUGAUGUACACACACCGAAAAAGGUUACAUUUGCAGAGCAAGGAGACAACCAACAUUCUCCCGGAGAAAUGCUAAGACUCAAUCCGAACGAUACAAUCGUUUUCAAGAAUGAAAAUGAUGAGAUAUCAGGACAAUUCACUAUAACCAAUAUGGAUGAAAGUGCCAUAUCCUUUAAAAUAAGAACUACUUCCCCUGAGAAGUUUCGAGUACGACCCAGCUCUGGUACACUAGCUACUGGCUCGUCACAAACUGUACAAAUUGUGGUGCAGCCAGGAUUCCAAUUCCGUACUGUCACUAAAGACAGGUUCCUCGUAAUGUCUGUACAAAUCCCGAAGCUGGAUGUUACACCGAAGGAGCUCACCGAUAUCUGGCAGAAGUCGUCCGGCAGUAAAGUUGAUGAGUACCGGCUGAAGUGUCACUUCCCCGAGAAGGAUAUGCCGAAGAAUGGAAGCAUGGUGGACGGUAGGAGUCAGGAUAAGCCAGAUUCAGUUACAAACGCUUUAAAUAACUUGCAGGUUAACUACGAAAUGCUGCAUAAACAGGUUAAAAUGCUUAAAAUAUAUCAACUGUUUACGUUGAUUCUAACAGCUUGUGCUGUUUUUCUCGGUUACCUGGUCUAUAAGAGUUCCAACGAAGAUAAGUAUUGUGAGCGCAUGUAGCCUAUAGAAAUGGUGGUAUUUGAUACCACUGUGGACGUCAAUGUCUUGUUAAAUGGUUUCUUAAUGUUUAUAUUGAUAAUUAAUACUGUUAUCUUUGUUAUAUAUUGCCAGUUAGUGCGUAAGGUGGAACGGUUGCAUGCUACUUAGAUUUACUGAUGUACCAGUUUCCAAAAUUGCAGAAUUAUUCACUUGGAAAAAUAUUGUAACUGUUUUGUAUAGGGCUUUUUUUUUAACAAAAAAUGAAAACUUACUUUAAUUCAUAUGAAAGCUUCUAGCGGUUUCCAGGAUCAUUUUGAACGUAUAAUUCUUGAAUAAAGUUCUUAUUAGAUUUAAUAAAAAUUUUGAAAAAAACCGUAGCUAUAUUAAAAUGUAUUCUGAGUUAUAAUUUUAAGAGGAAAGGGGACGACCAUUUCUCCAUUCAAAUGUUCAACAACAUUCAACAAAAUGGAGAAAAUUCAAAAUACCUAUACAUACAAUAAAUUGUCUCAAAAUAUUUACCAUAAUGUCUAUGGAAGGUAGAGGUAAGGAAUGCAAAUCUUCAUAGGCAGAACUGAUGCAAAAGUGUCCAGUUGUCAGCUAUAAAUAAUAGUUCCAAAUCUCUCCAGAGUAGCGCUAAAGUAGCUAAAUAACCUAGGCGUUAUUGACGGAGUGAAGUGCGCUGUCAAUGAUUGAUAUUUUUUUUCAAGUAUUCUAGGUAUUGUAGCGCCACCUACAAAAAAGGUUAUUUGAUGACACUUUUUGGCAUAUGGAGAUUCCAUUCCUUACCUCCACCUUCCAUAAUAAUGUCAAUAUCGAGGGAGGAAAAUUGGAACUGUUUAUAUGGAAAACACGUUGUCCAAUAACGUCUUAACUCAGGUACUUUUCUUUUUUACUCGGGUACUAAAAACCAAAUGUAAUGCAAAAUACAUAUUACUUUAAUUGGAGGAAACUGGAGGGAAUAAAAACUGUUGACUGCUACUUAACAGGUAAUAAUUUCUUGCGAUGUUUUUAUUCCAAAGUGCGCGAUUCUAAAGAUAUUCAUAUAUUUAAUAGACUAAUUAUUUAUAAUCACCUAUUAAUAUUAUUUACUUAAGCUUAAAAUAAGAUUCAAGGUUUAUUGAAGAUGCGCGUAUUGUGACGUUCUACGGGUAUAAAGGUACGGUCACGUCUGAAAAUAUCGAUACGAAAAAAGUGCCAAAAAUAUGUAUACACGACUUUAUUGUCCAUAUACCUCUAUUAAGGUAGUGUAUACGUAUUUUUGACACAUUUUUCGUAUCGAUAUUUUCAGACGUGACUGUACCCUAUGGCGGUUGGCGCUUACGCGUAGCACCGCAUUGGUAUUGGAGUCAAAGUGGAACGUCACAUAUCAUUUUCAAUGAUCUUCAUUUGCGUGUUCGGUUCGUAUUAAUUAAACUGCCAUUAGUUUUAUCGUUAAUUGCUCGCUUCAUUUGUAACUGGGCCAUUUUAUUUAAUCUUGUACAGUCGCCAUCAGAUAUAUCGGAGCGGCCGAGGCGCUCAAAAAUAUCUAAACACGCACUCGUUACCCCAGUGUGGUCGCACAUUGCACCUGCAAUAAUUUACGGGCUGGAUAUAUAGGUCAUACUGAGCGACUAUUACUAUGGGACUAACCACGAAAUCGCGAAAAAAAAUUAUUGCAGGUGACUAAAAAACUGUAUAUCAGUCACUUGAGACCGCACCAGUGACGGUCUCAGCGGUAGAACGCAAUCGCUGUGAUCGAAAACAGCUAGAAGAUGAUGAUGAUAUUAUAUUAUUGAUGAUUUAAUGGCGACUACACUUUUUUCAGCUUUGGGAUUUUUUGUUAUUUUUUACACAAAAUCAUGUGUUAUUUCGAUGCUAAUAGGCGAAAAGUGUCCAAAAAUUUCCAUACAUUUGUCAAAAUCUAUCAAAAUCUCUGCCAGACUAUCUUGGUCUGCCUAUGUCUAUGACAAAGUCUAUGAAACUGAAUGGAAAUAAACAAUAUGGAA